This is a messenger RNA of Hevea brasiliensis (rubber tree), 1645 nucleotides long. RefSeq names its product 3-dehydroquinate synthase, chloroplastic. NCBI's taxonomy places the organism in Eukaryota, Viridiplantae, Streptophyta, Magnoliopsida, Malpighiales, Euphorbiaceae. The coding region runs from base 131 to 1465 and encodes 444 amino acids. The transcript is spliced from 8 exons. The record is from RefSeq and is a predicted model, not a curated record. Gene Ontology annotation, cellular component: cytoplasm. Gene Ontology annotation, biological process: aromatic amino acid biosynthetic process. Gene Ontology annotation, molecular function: 3-dehydroquinate synthase activity.
CACCUAACCCACACCUCCCUUUCCUGUCUUUCUGCUUCCCCAACAAAAAGCGGUCUCAAAAUGCUUACCAAACCACAAUUUACAGACCACGCACACCAGAAGACCCCAGUUGCAAUCGGAAGCCAACCCCAUGGCUUCCACCGCAAACGCAUUCUCUCGCUCUCUCUCCGCCACCAAUUCUUCCAUCUCCAAGCCUAAAGCUUUGUCCGACUACUAUCUGCGUUUUAAAAACCCUAACGCUAUAUCUUUGCGUUCGAAAACGGUAGGGAUCCCGGUGCUGAGUUUCGGCGGAAUUAGGUCGCCGAGGAUAUCUGCCAGUUCUGCUCAGGUUAUGGAUCAGUCUGUUGGUGAAGCAAGUUCUAUAGCGCCUACCGUUGUUGAAGUCGAUUUGGGCAACCGGAGCUACCCGAUCUACAUCGGAUCAGGACUUCUUGGUCAACCCGAACUACUCCAAAGCCAUGUCCAUGGAAAGAGAGUACUUGUGGUAACUAACAACACAGUAGGACCAUUAUACUUGGAUAAAGUGGUUGAUGCAUUAACAAGAGGGAACCCAAAUGUUUCAGUGGAUAGUGUGAUUUUGCCUGAUGGUGAGAAGUACAAGAAUAUGGAAACUCUUAUGAAAGUCUUUGACAAAGCCAUUGAAUCAAGAUUGGAUAGACGGUGUACAUUUGUUGCACUUGGAGGAGGUGUUAUUGGUGACAUGUGUGGAUUUGCCGCUGCUGCUUUUCUUCGUGGUGUUAAUUUCAUUCAGAUUCCUACCACUGUUAUGGCACAGGUGGAUUCUUCUGUUGGAGGAAAGACUGGGAUAAAUCACACCCUUGGGAAGAACCUUAUUGGAGCAUUUUAUCAGCCUCAGUGUGUACUCAUAGACACUGACACACUAAACACACUGCCAGAUAGGGAACUGGCAUCAGGCCUUGCAGAGGUCAUAAAGUAUGGGCUUAUACGAGAUGCCAGUUUUUUUGAGUGGCAGGAAAAGAAUAUGCCAAAAUUGAUGGGAAGGGAUCCAAGUGCAAUGGCUUAUGCUAUAAAGCGUUCAUGUGAAAAUAAGGCCGAGGUUGUAUCCUUGGAUGAGAAGGAAAGCGGAUUGAGGGCAACAUUGAACUUAGGUCACACAUUUGGCCAUGCAAUAGAAACUGGCUUUGGAUAUGGGCAGUGGCUUCAUGGAGAAGCUGUUGCUGCUGGCACGGUCAUGGCUGUUGAUAUGUCGUACCGCCUUGGUUGGAUUGAUGAUUCUAUCGUGAAACGAGUACACAACAUUCUACAACAGGCUAAGUUACCCACCGCCCCACCAGAAACUAUGACUGUGGAAAUGUUCAAGUCUGUCAUGGCGGUUGAUAAGAAGGUAGCUGAUGGGCUGCUAAGGCUUAUCCUGCUGAAAGGUCCUCUUGGUACUUGUGUAUUCACUGGUGAUUAUGAUAGGAAGGCCCUCGAUGAUACGCUCCGUGCAUUUUGCAAGUCAUGAUUCCUGUUCUGGAUAUUUUUGUUCCUAGCUCUAUGCAAUUGUUGUCUUUGUUGUGUGACUUUAUAUUUUGAUGGUCUUACCAAUAUUCUUUACUUUGGACACUUUAGCUGGCAAAAGAUGGUUAUCGAGUUUGUAAUUCAGGAAUUAUAUCACAGUCAAAAUUCUCUUCUUUUCAUUAAA